AUGAUUAUCAAGAAGCGUCUUCGUGAUAAAUACGUUGUUGCCAGAGAGAAGCCAAAGAAACGGUUGAAGGUGUUGAAGAUGGUUGCUGGGAAAUUCUACUAUCCAAAGGAUAACCCAAAGAAACCAAUGGGAGAAGAUGCAUUCUACAUCUGUGAGAAACAGCAAACCAUGGGUGUGGCUCAUGGGGUCGGUGGUUGGGCCAAGAAAGGAAUCGAUGCUGGUGAAUAUGCCAGAGAGCUCAUGACAGAAGCUAUGAAUGCUGUUCAACUUCGAUCAAAGGGCUUUGUUGAUCCAAGAAAAGUGUUGAAUGAUGCUUUCUUGAAUACCAAAGCAAAAGGAUCAUCUACCGCAUCAUCUAUUGUUACUCUGAAAGAAGGGGUGUUGCAUGGAGUUAAUUUGGGGAAUAAUGAGAUUAGUGACAGCUCUGACUCUGCAUAUGAGUAUGAGAUUUCAGUAAAGGCAGAGGAUAUUCUAGUGUUAGGUAGUGAUGGACUUUUUGAUAAUUUGUACGCUGAUGAUAUUGAAGAAGUUCUGAGGUGGACAAAUGGAGUGUUUGAAGUUAAUGAUUUGGCUCAGCACAUAGCAGACAUUGCUCUGUCCUUUUCCAAGUCUAAAGAUUUUCGAACCCCUUUUCAGGAUGCUUCUGAGAGAGAAGGACACAGUCAUAUGGGUGGAAAGAAAGAUGAUAUCACUGUUUUAGUGGCUCAAAUUACAGUAUGA
This is a messenger RNA of Gastrolobium bilobum, 720 nucleotides long. RefSeq names its product probable protein phosphatase 2C 80. The record is from RefSeq and is a predicted model, not a curated record. Lineage: Eukaryota; Viridiplantae; Streptophyta; Magnoliopsida; Fabales; Fabaceae. The coding region runs from base 1 to 720 and encodes 239 amino acids. The transcript is spliced from 2 exons.